CAGUGCGAUUGAAAUUUAGGGGAAUCCCCGAGCGAUGAGAUUCAGAUCCGGGUCAAGUGCGCAUACCAUUCAAUGUAUAUUUCACAAGUUCAACAUUGCGCAGUACGUAUAUACAGGAGAAUAUAACUCAAGGUUGUUUAUGUGUGUUCUCGUUGAAAAAAAGGCCUAUUCAACAGCAUAUUUGAUUUCGAUUCACUGAUCUUUCAUUGUUGAUACAUUAUCUGUUUACCCGGUCGGACAUACUGAAGAGUAUUGACGGAGUGAUCUCUCAUAAGUUAUUAUUGAGGUUUAUAGGUAUUUCACUGUGAAGUUCGUAUCUGGAUUGUGCAAUCACAAACAGGGAAUUCCCUGAUUCAUAGUAAAAACAGUGUUUCUAUCUGAACACCUGAAUAUAUAGUAGAAGUUGUUACAGCGUGUAUAUACAUCAUGGCGGAACGCAAACAGGGUUCUAGUGAUAGCUAUACGAAGGGACUGACGUGUCCACUGUGCCUUGAUAUCUUCAAAGACGCCACGCUCCUAACCGGUUGUGGUCACAGCUUUUGUCGAAGAUGUCUGAAAAGAUACGACAUGGCCAACUAUCAACUCAAUCACAUUGUGUGUCCGGUCUGUAGGAAGCUCACACCUUGGAAGAGGAAGCGAGUGGAUGCACUCUUGUCCAACCACGCCCUUAAUGAUUUCAUAUACGGCCUCUACGGAAAAUCUGGAGGGCCGUCGCGACGACCUCAGCAGCGGACUGUCAAAUGCGAUACUUGCGAGCUUGAGGUACUGGCGAAGUAUCUCUGCAGAAAUUGUGAGAAGUUCAUGUGUAAGCAAUGCUUGGAGAGCCAUCAGAAGAAGUCCGGGUAUAUGGACCACGAGAUACAACUGUUGAACGAGCUCCUCAAGAAUAUCAACUUUGUUAAUCCUUCGGUGGAUGAUAUCGAGGAAGACAUGCGGCUGAAGGUGGGUGACAUCAUGCAGCAGUUCAGGGCCACGAUGGCCAAAAUUAAGGAAAACCCGAACGGGAUUAAGAACAUCGAAGAGCAUCGUGCUCGUGUCCACGCGGCCCUGGAUAAGGUCCAGGAGGAGACUAAACAAGCCUAUGAUGCCAAAGAAAAGCAGAUAAAUGAGAAUCAGGAGAGUCUGACCAAGUUACUCAAAGCUAUUGAAGAUGUUGAACUUGCUUGCGAGGAACGUGACUCAGGGGCGGCGGAGCGAACUUAAAAGUGGGGGGCACAGGGAAAAAGGGCACCUUUUCUUUCGAAAAAGACACUUGAAACAAAGAAAAAAUGAAUUAUCUACAGUGGUGUAAUGAGCUAAAAAAAAUUAGGGGGCUAGAUAUGUCGUAUCACGUAAAUUUAUGAGAGGUUGCGAGCGAGCGAGCAAAAAUGUUGACAUUUUAAUAACGAAAAUCCAAUUUUGUGAUCGAUUUUGACAACUAAUAUUCAGAAAAUAAUAUCAUAUUUCACCCAUUUCUCUUUCCUAUUCUCUUUUUUUUUGUCCUGGUCGUGAAAAAUUUGGAGAGGGGCAAGAGCCUCCCAAGACCCCCCCCCCGUAUGUACGCCAAUGUUUAUCUACCCCACUCACAUGACUCAUGAAACUUUAAUAAGGCACGUAGGAUUUUCCUUACAAGUUUUUUUUCCUUCAUAAGUAGUAAAAUAUAAAAAUUAGAAUAUUGUUUUCUUGUUUCAAAGGGGCACUCGUUAAAAAUGGGCCCUUGUCAGGUGAAAAUAUGAGAAAGGGCACCUAUAAGAAGACAAGGGGCACUUGCAAACGGCAUAAAACGGGUCCUUCUCAAGUACAAAAGGGGUGCAGAACACGUUCGUGAGGGGCACUUUUCUUGGUUAAAAAGGGGCACUGAUACGAGAAAGGGCACUUACAAGAAGGCAAGGUGCACUUGCUCAAACAUAAAACGGGUCCUUUUUAGGUAAAGGGGUAAUUUCUUGGGUAAAAAGGGGCACUGAUUCGAGAAAGGGCACUAACGAGAAAAAUUUGGCACUUUCUCUCACUUUCUCGGGUAAAAGCGGAAGAAAUUACGUUCCUGAGGGGGCAUUUUGGGGUAAAAAUUUGCAGAUACGAGAAAUGGCACUUGCUAACAUAUAAAUCUGGUCCUUCUCAGGUGAAAGGGGCACAGUACACGUUUAUGAGGGGACAUUUUUCUUGUGUAAAAAGGCACUUUUUCAGUGCUUCAAAAAGUUGGGGGAAUGUGCCCUCGCCCCCCCCCCCCCCCCCAGGAUCGCCGCCCCUGAGGUCGUGACUGACUUGAACAUCGUACCGAUUUCUCUGUUGAAAGCUACUGAAAUGUUUAAAUGUGAUUGGUUGAUACCAGUUAUUUUCAUUGUUUAUAACACAACAUUCUGAUGACAAAUCUUAUGAACCGAGACUCAGUCCAGUGCAUACAGCAAGAUAAUUGACAUUUGAUUGGAAAUGGUCAGGUGACUAUCUCCAAUAUUACAUAAUAACACAACCCCCGAAUUUGAGAAACAUUUUUUUUCCUUAUAUGUUUCGGAUCAUUUUUAAUUAUGACUCAACCUAUCAAAUGACAAGAAAGAAUCUCGCAGAAUAUAUUUGAGUGCUCGUCAACAAUUCAUCUUAAAGGAUUAACUGACAUUUUAAAAAUUUAAAUAAGUACUCUAAUAGUAAAAAAAAAGAAAGAAAAGAAUUUAAUGUUUGCAUUGUCCAUAUAGACUUACAAUAAUAGGAAUACGAGUCCCUUAAAGUAAAAUUAAUAACGGGGAGCAGGCACUCUUUGCAUUUUCUUCCUAGCAUAGUAGUAAAUUUGGAUAUAAAUGAAUAUUCAAAUUUGUUGGCCCUUGUGCAUGAGCAAAAGGUUUAAUACUUUACGGCGAAGGCUAGUUAAUUAAUGUACAUUUGAUAUAGACAGCUCGCUCGCAGCUUUAAAACCUUUUAAAAAUAAAUUUGCCCUCUACGUCAUAUCUGCCCCCCUUAAUUUUUUUUUACUCAUUAGUAUUGUCCCCUUCCUAAACUUAAAAAAAAUCCCUUACAGAGAAAAGAGUUUGUGUUAGCCCCCCCCCCGAAAAAACACCGAUUAACACGCAUGGAUAUAGACUUGAAUUACUUGUAAAAAUACAAAAAUAACUUGUAUAUUCAUCUGUUCUGUAACGUUAUAUGUAAUGCCAAUACUUGAUUGUUUCAAGAUUGAAGAUUGUAAAGAUUUACAACUAAGUACUUUAAAAAAAAUUUAAUUACAGCACUAAUGUAUAUAAACUGCAUGCUAUGCUUGAUAGAAUUAGCAUAUGAAAUAGAAUGUAGAUAUGGCUGCUGAGAAAGUUUACAAGUUAGUAUUUAAUGAUUAUGGUGAUCAAUGUGCCUGUCUCACCAAGAGUUCUGGCGUAUCAAAUCAAACUCAAAUGCUGGGAUGGAUCACAAAUAAUUGUUUAGUGAACACUAAUACCUUGGUCACAUUUGCUCUACGGCGGCCGUACGGCGAGUCGAAAACAGCCGUUUUAUUCAUUUUUAUUCAAACCACCUAUAUUUAGCUGGUACAAAAAAUGUUAUAACGACUGUUUUCGACUCGCCGCGCCGUACGGCCGCCGUAGAACAAAUGUGACCGAUGUAUUAGGAAUGGAUAAAAUUGUCAAUUUGAAUUUGUUUUAAUCUAUCGUAACUGUCUGUAAGAUGAUGCCCUAUAGGGCCCGUUGUAUAUAGGAAGAUGUAUAACGUAAGUAAAAAAAUUCAAGAGCAGGUAGUUUAUGCGUGCAUUUAAUAAUUGGUUGAAAAUUGAUUUGCAAGUGAUAUUGGGAGUUGCAUUUGAUCGUAACGGUGACUGGCCAAUGGUGAUAUAAAAAAGAUUGGCAUUCUUAGACAUUUGUAUUUUAUUUGUUUGCGCUUCAACUCUAUAUGGCCCUUAUUCUAAAGUCGGGUUUAACUUAGACCGUGGUCUAACUCUGUGCUAAAAUUAUGGGAAGGCAAACGUUUCAAAAAAAUUUUUACAGUGAAUGCUUCUCAUGUUUACUGUGUUCUUUACUAAUUAUUUAAUGGUGAAGACAACUGUCAUACUUAUCCUUUCCAGGCAGUUAAUAAUGUUUUGGGAGUCAAAUGAGCUGAUACAUUGAACCUCUAGUCUUAUAGAUUUAUGUAACAAAUGGCUUUCCAUAGUUAAACCACAACUUUAAACCUGGGUUUAAGUAAAACCCGACUUUAGAAUACGGGCAUAUAUAUUUAUGUUCCUAACAAAUAGCCUUAUUCAAGAUAUAUCAAUAAGAGCUUUCAAUAACUAAAGUGAGUCACCAGGCUUGCCUUGCGAUUAAAAAAAGAUAUGUAUAUGAUAUCGUAAUUAUUUCUAUUUAGUAAUACAAAUUUGCUCCAUUCUAAAUGCAAAAUACAUUGCAGAAAUAUGAAUGUAGAUUUUGAUCAAACCAUUUCUAAAAUGAUUCAGAAUAAUAUAGUUGUUUUUCUAAACACUCCAUGUAAAUAUACAAUUAAACAAACAUCAAAUUCACAUUUACAUAAAAAUACACUUCACUUUUCUUUGGUUUCAACGUUUUCAUUUCUUUCGUGUGUUGUUUUGUAUUAGAUCAAUAAACUUUAUUAUUUGUUGCAUCAUGAGAUUAUCGUCUGUAUUUUGACCCAUGUGUUUGAAUAUGUAUUCAGAAAAUGUGUGUCCAUCAUAAACUCUAUUUCAUUAUGCUUUUUACAGGGCAAGUCCACCCCAACAGCUAUCGGAAUAAAAAUAGAACAAAUUGAUCAAGCUCAAUAUAAUAUCUUCCAAUUCGGAUGUAAUAAGAAAGUUAUGACAUUUUGCCUAAUUUGCAUAACUCUGGCGGUAAUAGGAAAUGAGAGAACAGUUGGCGCAAACGCUUAAUAUUCCUUUUGUAUUCUAUGGUAUGAAAUAGUUUAGUUUUUCUUUAUUCGAUGUAAAAUAUGGUUUUGACCGCUCUGUGAAUAGGCGAACUUACCAUUAUACUUCAACUAGUUAUCAGUCAAUCGAGAUGUACAAAAUAUAAAAAAAUGAAAUUCAUUAUAAAUGAAAUGAAAAAGCGAGCGUGUGGUCUCAUUUAUAUACUCUCUCUCGUUUGCACAUAUGUUGCGCUUUAAACCAUUUUGUAUGAUAAUAAUCCUUUAAAUGUCAGAACUUUCUUUUAUAUUUUCAUGAGAUUUAAUUAUUUUUAGUGGAACGCUUUUAUUUGAUUUUAUCUGUGUAUCAAUAUGAUCUUGUUGUCGGGUGGUCUUUGUAUUUAAUGUCUAUAUAUAUAUAUGCAUAUAUACUCAUUUUGAAAAACUUGUUGUUCGUUAUCUUUACAGUUUUAUUAUAAAACUUUGGUGAUUGUAUGCCUUUUAUCAUCUUAUGAAUAUUUCAAUUCAUUUGGUAUCUUGAUUUUUGUUUUUAAAUUAAUGAUAGUAAUAAUCCACUGUAUAUAGUGUUUGAUAAAGUUGAUACUUGUAUAAUAAUAACUGAGCCUAAUACGUUUGAUUUGAAUUAAAUUAUAUUUUGGUAUGAUAAUAAAUUAUUGAUCAUGUUCAAACGAUAGAAUUUGUAUAUAGUUAUAGUAAGUUGACGGGUUCAUCAUAUUAUAAUUAUGAUAAUAAUUACUAUCAUUAUUAUCUAUUAUUAUACUUUGUGUUGUUAUUAUCGUUUUCAUUAUCUAUUUUGCACUCACGGAGAUUUAAUAUUACAUAAUUACUCAAGAAAAUAACUAUGAACAUGUAAAAAUUAGUGAUACAUAAUAAAGGGUUUCCUUUUUUUCUCUU
Molecule: messenger RNA, 5691 nt
Organism: Lytechinus pictus (painted urchin)
Lineage: Eukaryota; Metazoa; Echinodermata; Echinoidea; Temnopleuroida; Toxopneustidae
Product: nuclear factor 7, brain-like
Exons: 1
Coding region: 427-1203 (258 amino acids)
Biological process (GO): protein monoubiquitination
Molecular function (GO): ubiquitin protein ligase activity; zinc ion binding
Source: RefSeq, a predicted model, not a curated record